Messenger RNA from Gymnodraco acuticeps, 795 nucleotides. It is a transcript of the gene r3hdml, whose product is annotated as R3H domain containing-like. The record is from RefSeq and is a predicted model, not a curated record. Lineage: Eukaryota; Metazoa; Chordata; Actinopteri; Perciformes; Bathydraconidae. The transcript has 7 exons. Bases 1 to 795 code for a protein of 264 amino acids.
AUGGCGGGGGAUCUGUCUUCCUGGAAGCAGCUGGAGAUGAGCGCUGACUCUGCAGCCACUCUUCUUCUCCUCUUUGUUUCGCCUCGGAUGGCAGCAGCCUGUGUUCAGCUGUUGUUGGCUGCCUCCCUGUGGCUGCCUCCUCUCUCAGAGGCUGCUGCUGUCGCUCCUCUCAACGUGAGCAGAGCUGCAGCUGAGACCCCGUCUGACCUCUGGAUGCUCAGUGCAGCUGAGACCCCACGCAGAAGAGAGGUUUCCUCCAGAGAGAUCAACGCUCUGCUAGAUUACCACAACCGAGUCCGCUCACAGGUGUUCCCCCCCGCAGCUAAUAUGGAGUUCAUGCUCUGGGAUGAGGGACUCGCUAAGUCCGCUGACUCCUGGGCCUCACAAUGCGUUUGGGAUCACGGUCCGACACAAGCCAUGAGAUACAUGGGCCAAAACCUGUCCAUCACUACAGGAAGAUACCAGUCCAUCACUGAUCUGGUCCGGUCCUGGUACGAGGAGAGGCAUCACUUCUCCUACCCGAACAGAUGCAGUGGAGCAGUUUGCUCUCACUACACCCAGAUGGUUUGGGCGAGCACCAAGAAAGUGGGAUGUGCCGUCAGGAAUUGCUCCAACAUGAAGGUGUUUGGAAGCACGUGGAAGGAGGCGACGCUGCUGGUCUGCAACUACUCUGUGAAGGGCAACUGGGUGGGGGAGGUCCCCUAUAAGAGGGGCAAGCCUUGCUCUGUCUGUCCGUCCAGCUACGGCGGAUCCUGCUGGAGGAACCAGUGCUCCCCAAAAACAACACCCAGAUGA